UAUUAUGGGAUACACAGUGGCACCUUCUGCCGCGUUUCCCAUCAGCUCGUUUUCCUUCUGUUUUCAAGGACGCAAUGCUUUUAUCCUUUGGCCGUUUGUUGCUCCCUUCCCUCCCUGUCACAGAGACUGGGAGGCAGCCCAUCCCUAGACAAAGGGCCUUGGAGGACACGGAGACAAGCACACUUGGGUCUGAAAGGGGAGAGGACAGCUCCACUUCCAGAGCCAGCUCCUCAGUGAGCUCAGACAUCCCAAGACAAUUAGCCAAUUUAACGCACAUAAUGAAGCCUCACUCUCAUUUCAGAUGAUCUCAAAUAUCCCCACCCCAUUCGCUUAGAGAAUACCUCCCGUGCCAUCAAUACAGAGCCAUUCUCCACAGCUCACCCGGUCCUUCAGCUGGAAUUCUAGCGCGCCACGGGGAGCCUGCCAGGAAUGAAAAGGAGAAGGCAAGAGCGUGGGUGGCUGCAGGAGGCAGGGCCACCCCGGAGCCUGGACCCUGAAGGCUCCAGUGUGAGGGUUCCUUUUGGCUCCUUUCCUCUGUGGUUGACGCUUCUGCUUGGAGCUGCCAGGCGGGCUCUGGUUCUUGGGUUAGCAGGUGACCAAGGCAGGCCGGAGCCCCUGUAAAGGCCAGUGAGCGGGACACCUUCACUGACAACUGUCCUCCGCUCAGGGACAGAAUGUGUUGCCAGUUCCUGAGGCAGCUGCUGGCUAAGGAGAGCCAGCACUCCACCCCUGUGGGGCGCUUCCUGCUUCCGGUGCUCAUGGGAUUCCGCCUCCUGCUUCUGAUUUCCAGUGGGCCUGGGGUCUUCGGCGACGAUGAGAAGGAAUUCACGUGCCAUUUAGGAGAGCCAGGCUGCAAGACCGUCUGCUACGAUGUUUUCCGCCCCCUUUCUCCACUGCGCUUCUGGGCCUUCCAAGUCAUCCUGAUGGCUGUACCCAGUGCCGUUUAUGUGGGGUUCACCCUGUACCAUGUGAUUGGAUACCGAGAGGAACCAGGAAAGGAGAACAAGGGACAGGAGUCCCGGAUGGGCCACGGCGAGGAUGUCUCUGGGGCUGCCAGCUUCAGGCUUCUCUGGGCCUAUGUGGCACAUCUUGGAGCGCGGCUGGCUCUUGAGGGGGCAGCCCUGGGAGCUCAGUACCACCUGUAUGGCUUCAAGAUGCCUGGCACUUUUCUGUGUCGUGAGGAUCCUUGCAUCGGCAGCAUAACCUGUUUCCAGUCGCACCCCUCUGAGAAGACCGUCCUCCUAAAUGCCAUGUUUGGGAUCAGCGUGGCCUGUCUCUUGUUUACUUCCUUGGAGCUUGUGCUUUUGGGUUUAGGGAGGUUUUGGAGGGCGUACGAGCUCAAGCUUCCCUUUUUAAAGAACUUGCCAACCGCGAAGAGCUCCGUAAGGCGCAAGGACCCAGCAGACGACUUGUCGGUGGUGGAGACUAAAGAGCCGCUUUGAGAAGUAGAGCUACGAAGUUACCUGCCUUGCCUGCAGAGAACGCUGCCUGUGAUGGGACCUUCCUCCUUAUGUCCGGUGAGACAGCACAGCGGGUAAAGGCGUUUGCCGUCAAGCCUCAUGAUGGAUCUGAGAGUGAUCUCCAGAACCCACAUAGAGAAGGGAGAAAACCAAUCCCCACCAGAUAUCCUCUGACCGCCACAUAUACACACACACAGUCACACACACAUGAUAAUAAAUAAAAUAAUAAAACCUCAGAAAACAAAACAAAAACUCCCUAGUCUGGGAUUUUAUAGAGAUGGAAUCAUAUAACAGGCAUAUAACAUGCUUAUUGGCUACUUGUGUAUCUUUGUAGAAAGCACCAAGUCCUUAGAAUUAGGUUUUUUUUUUGCUGUUAUUGUUUUGCAUUGUAAGAACUCUGUGUAGCGUGAUUACGUUAUGAUGAGUCAUUUCGAAAUGUUCUCUUCCAUCCCAUGGGUUGUCUUUCAUUUUUUUCUGAGUAGUAUUCUUUUAAAAUUAUUUACUCCUUGCUACUUUCACACAUGUAUACAAUAUUUUUUGAUCAUGUCUACCCUCAUAUCUCUGUCUAACUCCUCCUGGAUCCCCAUGUCCUCUUCUUUCUUUGUAACCCACCAAGUACAAGAUUAGUGCUACUCAAAUAUGUGUAGGUGUGAAGCCAUCUACCAGAACGUGGUCAGCCUGCUGGACACCACAUCCCUGAAGAACGUGGACUCUUCCUCUACCAGCAUCUGUCAAUUGCUAACAGCUCCUCAGCCGUGGACAGCCCAUUGUCCAUCCGUGCUGGAAUGAUGAGUGCUGUGAGCCAGUGCAGACAACCGCUGCGUCUGUGAGCUCAUAAGGGCCACACCCUGCUGUGUGAAGAAGACAGUUUCAUAGCAGACUUCCCAGAGCGCUGGCUCUUUAAACCUUACUUCUCAGAGUGCUGGCAUUACCUGAGCUUUGGGGGCAAGGGUGUGUCUUAUUUGGGGUGAGUACUUCAUAGGCACUUGUCCCCUGCAUUUAGACGAAUUGUGAGUCUGUAUAUCAUACACUGUCCACUGCAAAAAGAAACGUCUGUGGCGGGGAUCAAGAGAUGACUCAAUUUAUGGAUAUAGAGAAUUAUUUAGAAGGUAGUUUGAUACUAUCCCAAUUUAGCAAACUAAUAGAAAUAGGCUUUUCUUCAAGGCCUAUGAGCUCUGCAGAAUGGUUUCUUGUCUUGAUGUAUAGUACCAGGCAUGAGUUUCCACCCUCGGAGUGGAUCCUCAAUCCGUUCAGAAAGCAGGUUGUUACUCCCACAGCAUUUAGACCACUGUUGCACACGGGUGUUGGCUUGUGAGGCUGGUUGUUGUAACUCACAGGAUUCAUACACGAUUAGGAGAGCUAGCCAGCAGGGAGCUGGCAGUAUUCUUUGAUGUACAAAAGCUUUCCAUUUUGAUCAAGUUUCAUGGAAAUAUUAAUUAAUUUAGGCUACACAAAAUAGGCAUGUCCUGUGAUAUUUUAUUGAGGGAGAAAUAACUUAUGUGAGAAGCCAUGAAAGCUGAGAGCCAAAGGUCUGCACGCCCAGUCGUGGUCAGCGCUAUGGGUAGGUAAGAUCUCUUCCUACAAUAAAGUCUAGUUACUCAUUUUUUCUUUCGUUUGUGAUUUUGGUGCUACAUUUAAGAGGCCAUUGUUUGACCCAAAGCUAUGACUUUACACCUGUGUUUCCAUCAAAGAGUUUUAUGCUUUUAACUUUUACAUUUAGUUUUUUUUAACAGUUAAAAAAAGACAAAGAUGAAAUUACCUUUCUUAUUGGAAAUAAUGUAAAUGAGCAAAAUCUUUGAGGUAUAAAAAGGAAGAAAAUCCUGUUAAUCUAAAGUUCUACAAUUGGCAGAAGUAACUCUCCAAAGCAAAGGCAAAAGGAAGGCAUUUGUAAGUAAAAAAAGCUAAAAGCUUACAGCUGACCAAUGUUCAAUAAGUGUUGGUGACCUGUGUUAGUUACUUUUCUAUUGAUUUGCUAAACCACCAUUACCGAGGCAGUUUAUAAAAUAAAAUAUUUUGUCUAA
Messenger RNA from Mesocricetus auratus (golden hamster), 3481 nucleotides. RefSeq names its product gap junction protein gamma 3 (gene Gjc3). NCBI's taxonomy places the organism in Eukaryota, Metazoa, Chordata, Mammalia, Rodentia, Cricetidae. The coding region runs from base 675 to 1442 and encodes 255 amino acids. The transcript is spliced from 3 exons. Gene Ontology annotation, biological process: cell communication. Gene Ontology annotation, cellular component: connexin complex. The record is from RefSeq and is a predicted model, not a curated record.